Molecule: messenger RNA, 3864 nt
Organism: Haemonchus placei
Lineage: Eukaryota; Metazoa; Nematoda; Chromadorea; Rhabditida; Trichostrongylidae
Source: the annotation of a GenBank genome assembly
CACAAAAUGGGUGUUCUACACACCUUAGACCUGGAAAAUUUCAAAUCAUAUAAAGGAAAACAGGUGAUAGGUCCUUUCAAAAGGUUCACAGCAAUUAUCGGACCAAAUGGAUCAGGAAAAUCAAACUUGAUGGAUGCAAUAAGUUUCGUGUUAGGAGAAAAGGCUACGAGUCUGCGUGUGAAGAAGUUAGGUGAUCUCAUUCAUGGAGCGCCGAUAGGGAAGCCGGUUUCGAAUCGCUGUUCAGUGACUUUGAACUAUAAAGAGAAUUCUGGACGUAUGAGAAGCUUCACUCGAUCAGUCACUAAUGCCGGUUCAGAAUUUCGUGUUGAUGGAAAGGUGGUAUCAGUACAACAAUAUAAUCACGAAAUGGAAUCCAUUCAAAUAUUCAUUAAAGCGAAAAAUUUCCUCGUCUACCAGGGUCAAAUUGAAUCCAUCGCUAUGAAAAAUCCUAAAGAACGAACUGCACUGUUUGAAGAAAUUUCCAGGUCUUGUGAGCUUCAGCCUGAGUAUGAUCGUUUGAAGUUAGAGUUGCAAAAAGCUGAAGAAGAUGCUCAGCAAAAUAUGCACAAGCGUCGUGGUAUUGCCCAGGAGAAAAGGGAGGCAAAACUGGAAAGGGAUGAGGCGGAAAAAUACCAGCACAUGAAGGAUGAUUUGGCUGCUAAACAGCGACAGCUUUACCUUCUUGAAUUGUUCUAUUGCGAACGAUACGGGAAGGAAGCGCAAGAAGAUCUGGCAAGCAGAAAAAAGUUGGUGGCAGAACUCGAGAAUAAAAAGGUAAGUGGUGUCUGUCCUAGUUCCCUUGUUCAUCUUUUCUCUGUACCAUUUUUGAACGAAAUUGAUGAGUCUGUGAGCGAGAAGCACAAGCUGGUCAAGAAAUCGCAGCGAGAUAGCCAUAAACUAGAGAAAGAAAUUGCUGACAAGGAAAAAGAAAUCGCUCAUGAACGUCCGCUGUAUGUUCAAGUAAAGCAGGAGGUCCUUCAUGUGAAGUCAAAGCUGGAAACCUGUAACAAAACAUUGAACGCCGCGCAGAAACUCGCUGAACGCAACGAGGAGCAAGUGCAGGCAAUGGAGAAAGCUGCGAAAGAGUUGGAGAGGAAGAAGGCAGAGUGUGAGGCAGAACUCGAGUCGCAAAGUCAGGAGCUUGAUCUACAUUUGAACGAAGAGCAGAUAAACGAGUAUGUGAGACUGAAGCGUGAGGCUGCUAAAAGGUCAGGCUUAAUGGAUAUGCAGCUCAAUUCGAUGAGACAAGAACACGAAACGGAUCGGAGGUAUUUAUUUGUAGGAUAUUCUGGAAAAAUUGAAGAACCGCUUCAUUUACACUGGGUUUUGCAGAUCGAUUAUCUUGCGGAAAAUGCAGAGCAACAAAAAAUAGUCCUUCAAAACGAAGAAAAGAAUCUUGUAUCGAUGGAGAAGCAAGUGAAGGAAAGCAAAGAAAAGUUAGAGAAGGUUUCCGUCGAGCUCAACGAGAUCAAUAAACAACUAUCAGAUGCUAGUGGUGACUCGGCAGAAUCUGAGCGAGUAAGACGCCGCAACGAAGCUAUUGAAAACCUGAAAAGGGUUUUCCCCGAUAAGAUUCACGGUCGUUUGGUUGAUCUCUGCCAGCCUAGCCAUAAGCGUUUCAACUUGGCUGUGACAAAAGUGCUCCAAAAGCAUAUGAUGAGUAUCGUUUGCGACUCGGAAGAGACUGCCAGAGAUGCCAUCAUGUAUUUGAAGGAGCAACGCUAUCCCCCGGAAACCUUUCUUCCUCAUCAUGGUCUUGACGUCCAUCCCAUCAAUGAAAAACUCCGUGAGCUCACAUAUCCAAAAGGAGUGAAAUUAGUUUAUGACGUGAUCCAGUGCAACCAUCCGGCUGCAAGGAAGGCACUGCAAUUUGCAAGUGGUAAUGCACUCAUUUGUGAAACAGCUGAGGAUGCUAGGACGCUUGCAUAUGGUAGCGCUGGUGGUGACAGGUUUGUCUGUAGAUUUAUGGGUAUUCAGUUCACUAACGAAGUUAUAUUUCACUCGGUUUUCUACAGAUACAAGGCUGUUGCUUUGGACGGAACCAUGUUCCAACAAAGCGGAGUAAUAGGAGGUGGUAGCCAUGAGUUGAAGUUGCGUGCAAAGAAAUGGGAUGAGAACGCGUUGAAGCAGUUGCGUGAGCGUCGAGCGCAGCUCCAAGAGGAGAGCAACAAUCUACAUAGAACUCGACGAAAAGAAUUAGACGUUGAGAUGCAAAGGAAUAAACUAACCUCUGUCGAAUAUCGACUCAAAAAUAUGCAGCUCGAAAAAACGAAGUGUGAGACUGAUACUCUCAACAAGUUAACAUUCGAACUUGAAGCCUUGGAGUCUGAACUCAGUGUGAUUCCGCCGAAAAUAGAAGAAAUAGAAGAGCGCAUGCAGGAAAGGGAGAGAGAAAUAGCAAAGAUUGAGGCGAAAAGCAAUGCUGUUGCCGAUGAUGUGUUUGCUAACUUCUGCAAGAAAGUUGGAAUCAAAAAUAUCCGCGAGUACGAGGAACGUGAGAUGCGAUUCCAUCAAGAGAGAGUUGACCGCAUGCGAGAGUUCGAUAACGAACUUGAUCGUAUUCGCAAUGAGCUGGAGUACCUGCGUUCCGAGGACAAACAUAGGAAAGUUAAACAAGAAAUGGACAAGGUGAAAAAUCUUGAAAAGGAACUAGAGGCACUGAAGAAGAAAGAAACCAAGGAGGGGAAAAUUCUCGAGCGCUUGGAGAAGGAGAUGGAGGACCUGAAAAUUGCUGCCAUGGAAAAGAAGAAUGAACAGGAGGCGUUAGAAGCAGAACUUGCUACUGUGAAAAAGGAAGCUCAGGCAGCUCAACGCGAUGUGACAAGUGCCGAGAAAGCAGUUCUAGCUCUUGAGAGCGUAGUAAGUAGAAAACAUGCCGAGAGGCAUGGACUGCUGCGUUCAGCGAAGAUCAAUCAAAUUCAACUUCCCCUCAUAUCGGGUAGUUUGGCUGAUGUUGAUGCCGAGGAUGAAGAAGAAAUGGAUGGAAGUCAGCCAUCAGGCUCUAACAACCUCUCGCAGGAACAGAUAGAAAGGGAAGCGAAAAUCAAAGCCAACUAUAAACAGUUGCCUGAGAACUUGAAAGAUCUUAAAGACGAAGAGGAAGUGAAGAGACAUGUCGAGAGAAUGAACAAAGAAAUAAAUGAUGCUCAGGCUACUUUGUCACGAUUAAAUGCGCCAAAUCUAAAAGCAAGUCAAAGGAUGGAAGAAGUCAAGGAGCGAGAAGCGGAAACCACUGAGGAAUGUGAAAUGGCCCGAAAGAAAGCCCGCAAAAUCCGGUCAUACUUUGAAAAAAUCAAAACGGAGCGAUAUCGCAAAUUCCAGGAGUGUUUCGAGCCUGUUAGCCAGAAAAUUGACGAAAUAUAUAAGGCUUUAUCCCGAAAUGCUAGCGCUCAAGCCUUUCUUGGAGCGGACAACAUGGAGGAACCAUAUUUGGAAGGCAUACAGUACAACUGUGUUGCACCUGGAAAGCGCUUCAGACCAAUGGAUAAUCUUUCUGGAGGAGAGAAAACUGUAGCUGCUUUAGCGCUAUUAUUCGCCAUGCAUGCACGAAAUCCAUCUCCUUUCUUCGUACUGGACGAGAUCGACGCUGCACUUGAUAAUACGAAUAUUGGAAAGGUGUCUUCCUUCAUUUGUGAGUCUGCUCGCAGCGAUGUGCAGAUCAUUAUCAUCUCUCUGAAGGAGGAAUUUUACAAUAAGGUAGGUUUUUCGGUUGGCGAUGAGCAAGCUGAUGCAUUGAUUGGAAUUUAUCCGGAAGCAGCUGCGAUUUGCCCUACUUCCGGUGUGCUGACCUUUGACCUAACACCGUACAAACAGACUGGCCUAAAUGACACUAGCAUAAUGGAAAGCACAGUUGUGAAUCCGUAA